ACAAAGGCUUGUACAAACUAUUAUAUGAUGAGAAAUUCACACUAUCUACAACUACAAUAUGAAACCAGAGUGACUAGUGCAAUCCAAGAAGAUACGGUUUAUGUGGUUAGAAAUUUACACAAAAUCUAAAACUAAAAAAAAAAAAAAAAAAUCCUUAAAUACUCCACUCCACUUAUCUGGUCUCAUAUCCACAACUUCAUUCCCACUAAAACAACAAUAUCUGCUUUUUACCCUUAAGAAACCAUCAUGUACUCAUCGCGUGCUCCAGGCCCCUGGUCGACCGGCCUCUGCGACUGCUUCUCCGACUGCAAAAGCUGCUGCUUAACUUACUGGUGUCCUUGCGUUACCUUUGGCCGAAUUGCUGAGAUCGUGGACGAAGGAGCCACAUCAUGUGUGGCGAGUGGGGCGCUGUACCUGCUGUUAGUGUGGGUGGGAGUCGUGUGCUGCUACUCGUGUACUUACAGGUCGAAGAUAAGGCGGAGAUAUGCUCUGGAGGAGAGUCCCUGCGGUGAUUGCUUGGUCCACUGCUUCUGCGGGCUCUGUGCCUUGUGCCAAGAGUACCGCGAGCUCCAGAACAAGGGAUUCAACAUGGGAAUUGGGUGGCAUGGAAACGUGGACGCAAAUAACCGUGGAGUUGCAGUGCCUCCAGUCGUGGAAGGAGGCAUGAUCCGUUGAUCGCGUGAAAUGUGAAUUUAUAAGAAAGAGAUCAAGACCCUUUCGCUACAUGUUGUUUUUAUGCUAUUGUUAGUCUGCUUGUAAUUGUAUUGGAAGGGAAUAAAUACUUGUUAUGUUUUUAUGCUAUUGUUAGUCUGCUUGUUGUAUUGAAAGGAAUAAAACAUAACAUGUAUGCAGUUAUGUUUUUU
Morus notabilis is the source of this 863-nucleotide messenger RNA. Its product is annotated as cell number regulator 2. The record is from RefSeq and is a predicted model, not a curated record. The transcript is spliced from 4 exons. Bases 247 to 675 code for a protein of 142 amino acids. Lineage: Eukaryota; Viridiplantae; Streptophyta; Magnoliopsida; Rosales; Moraceae.